CCCAUCUCUUCCAUGUCAUUAAAAAAAUUAUAGAAUAAAAUACAGAACAAAUGUAAACAUUAUUUAUAAGUGGCGCCAACAGUUCUUCAACAAUAUAAGAACUAGUGUCAUCGGUUGCACUUAUAUACAUAUGUGACAAUAUAUAAAAACUAGUACUGGAAUCUCAAACAUAAUAUGGCUUUAAAUGGAUUUUUAGAAUUCUUCCAGAAGGGCAAGACUUUUAGGCCUAAGAAACCCUUUGCCUCAGGAACAAUUAGAUAUUCUCUACAUAAACAAGCUCAGGCCAGUCUGCAAUCCGGGAUUAAUCUCCGGCAAGUUGUGCGGUUACCGCAAGGGGAAAAUUUGAAUGACUGGCUAGCGGUUCAUGUUGUGGACUUUUUCAAUCGAAUAAAUCUUAUUUAUGGUACCGUUUCGGAGUUUUGCAACGAAACUACCUGUCCAACUAUGUCCGGUGGAUCUCGGUAUGAGUAUUUGUGGGCAGAUGGGGAUUUAUACAAAAAGCCAACCGCCCUCUCAGCACAGAAAUAUAUUGAGCACCUAAUGGAUUGGAUUGAGACGCAAAUCAACAACGAAUCUGUUUUCCCCGUGUCCACUGAUGUUCCUUUUCCAAAAAAUUUUUCAGCUAUUAGUCGUAAAAUUUUAACCCGACUGUUUCGUGUAUUUGUUCACGUCUAUAUUCAUCAUUUUGACCGUCUAGUGAGCAUUGGCGCUGAGGCUCACGUAAAUGCUUGUUACAAACAUUUUUACUACUUUGUACAAGAAUUCGACAUGAUUUCGGCCAAGGAGCUGGAACCACUGCAUGAAAUGACUUCCAGAAUUUGCAAAGACAAGGAUUAAAUGUAAUUCGUACUAGAAUGUGGUGUAAAUACUUUUUGUUUAUUAAAAAAUAAAAAAGAUUUCGACUA
Drosophila eugracilis is the source of this 905-nucleotide messenger RNA. It is a transcript of the gene Mob3, whose product is annotated as MOB kinase activator-like 3. The coding region runs from base 175 to 837 and encodes 220 amino acids. The record is from RefSeq and is a predicted model, not a curated record. Gene Ontology annotation, cellular component: nucleus; cytoplasm. Gene Ontology annotation, molecular function: protein kinase activator activity. Gene Ontology annotation, biological process: signal transduction; positive regulation of protein phosphorylation. NCBI's taxonomy places the organism in Eukaryota, Metazoa, Arthropoda, Insecta, Diptera, Drosophilidae. The transcript has 6 exons.